AUGGAUUGCCCAACAAGAUGGAAUUCAACAUUUCGUAUGUUGGCAACUGCUUUGAAAUUCAAGACUGCAUUUGAUCCUUACAAGGAAAGAGAGCCCUAUUAUGAUUAUACACCUUCAGCUGAAGAUUGGAGCAAAGUUGAGAAGGUUUGCAAACUUCUAGAAGUGUUUGAUCUAGCUACUCAUGUUAUAUCAGGUAGUGAGUAUCCGACUUCAAAUUUAUACCUUGCGGAAGUUUGGAGAGUUAAACAAGUAAUUGAUAAUGCAUCUGAGGAUGAAGAUCUCUUCAUGAGAGAAAUGGCAGCUCCAAUGAAAGAAAAAUUUGACAAAUAUUGGGGUGAGUGUAAUUUACUUAUGGCAAUUGCUAGUGUUUUAGAUCCUAGGUGCAAAUUUCAUAUUGUUGAUAUUUGUUUUCCCAUGAUAUACAAACCUGCGAAAGUUGCCAUAGAGAUAGAGAAGGUAAGAAGUUCAUUGGAAAAUUUAUAUGAUGAAUAUGUGUCUUUGAGUAUUCAAGAGUCAUCCUCUGCGACGGAGAAUGCAAAUGGUGGUGGUAACAAUCCAACAUCCUCAUCUGAACCUAGAUCUUCAUUCACUGGAUUUGACCAAAUUAUGAAUCUUGUGCGUGAAAAGGAAGCGGUUCCUCCAAUGAAAUCAGAACUGCAAGCUUAUUAUGAUGAAGGUGUCUAUGUUCCAGAUGAUGAUGGUAACUCAUUCAACGCAUUGGACUGGUGGAGGAAUAAUAGCUUUAAAUAUAAGGUCUUGUCGAAGAUGGCUGCAGAUAUAUUAGCUAUACCCAUCUCUACUGUGGCAUCGGAGUCUACAUUUAGUGCAGGAGGGCGAGUUAUUGAUGAGUAUCGUUCUAAAUUGAACGAUGAAUCUAUUGAAGCACUCAUUUGUGGUGGGGAUUGGCUGCGUCAUAAGUACAAUUUGAUGAAGAAGGCAAAGGUGGAUGAAAGACAUGCGGUGAUCAACUUGAAGAUCUGAUGCAAUGAUGUCAUUCUUGAAAAUGAGGCUGGUUAUGAAGGAAACAAGUAGAUCAAUAUGAAGAUGUGAUGUUAUUUUAUUGAGAUUGUUUUGAUGUUAUUUGUGUUGUCAACUAUAUUAAGUAUUGUGUCUGUUUGUGAGUUGUGACUCUAUUAUUGUUUUAGUUUCCUUUUGGACUUCUUUAGUUAUGAUUCUGUUGUCAUGCUCGUGUUGGUGCAGCAGGUGGUUAUUUUCUUAUUCUGGUUUUGGAACCUU
Lotus japonicus is the source of this 1236-nucleotide messenger RNA. Its product is annotated as zinc finger BED domain-containing protein RICESLEEPER 1-like. Gene Ontology annotation, molecular function: protein dimerization activity; DNA binding. NCBI's taxonomy places the organism in Eukaryota, Viridiplantae, Streptophyta, Magnoliopsida, Fabales, Fabaceae. The record is from RefSeq and is a predicted model, not a curated record. Bases 1 to 981 code for a protein of 326 amino acids. The transcript is spliced from 2 exons.